This is a messenger RNA of Anoplophora glabripennis (Asian longhorned beetle), 387 nucleotides long. RefSeq names its product gamma-interferon-inducible lysosomal thiol reductase-like. Gene Ontology annotation, molecular function: oxidoreductase activity, acting on a sulfur group of donors, disulfide as acceptor. The record is from RefSeq and is a predicted model, not a curated record. Lineage: Eukaryota; Metazoa; Arthropoda; Insecta; Coleoptera; Cerambycidae. The annotation marks the transcript as partial. The transcript is spliced from 2 exons.
UGUGAUUCAGUAUUUUUUGCACUUAUUGCUUUCCCUCGUAUAUUUCCCCACCUACAAUUUUAUUAUUCAUUAAUACUUCGUAUCCACGAUUCGUCUUGAUCAAUUUUAAUCUGUUUCAUAAACUGCAAUAAAUUUUACUGUUUCCAAUUAAUUAUCAAUUCUCAUUUGGCCGAGUGACACAGUGGAGGAAGAAACAUGUGGAAGAAAGUGAUGGUUUUAGCAAUUUUGUGCGGAUAUGGAGGUUUGGCGCAAAAGAUCAAAAUUUCUGUCUAUUACGAAACGCUAUGUCCAUACAGCGUAAGAUUUCUAGUCGACCAGUUUAACCCAGCCUACCAGAAUCUUACAGACAACAUGGAAGUCGACUUAAUACCUUACGGCAAAGCUACG